Molecule: messenger RNA, 6993 nt
Organism: Necator americanus (New World hookworm)
Lineage: Eukaryota; Metazoa; Nematoda; Chromadorea; Rhabditida; Ancylostomatidae
Exons: 58
Coding region: 1-6993 (2330 amino acids)
Biological process (GO): mitotic sister chromatid segregation; mitotic spindle assembly checkpoint signaling; protein localization to kinetochore involved in kinetochore assembly
Cellular component (GO): RZZ complex; kinetochore microtubule; cytoplasm
Molecular function (GO): small GTPase binding; alpha-galactosidase activity
Source: RefSeq, a predicted model, not a curated record
AUGAGGUAUUCUGUCGUCGAAACAGAUUUCGGGGAUGAUGAGACGAAGAAUUUCGGUAGGCGCAAUGAAUUCGCCAGUCUUGCGAGCCUCUAUGAAAUAAAAACAUUGGCUACUGUGUCAGGCGAUAUUGAAAAUACGGAGAACGAAGAACCCGGACCCGAAACUGCUUCACCUAUUGUGAUCUCGAAAAGCAAUGAAAAAUGGUUGGCAAUCGCUGUAGGAGAUGACGUUUCCAUUUUCUCGAGCGAUUUUGACCUUGAAUAUCUAUUCACUCAACCUUUCAAAAGUGGUACUAAUAUUCGCGGUAUUGAAUGGUUAGCAGACAGCCAUAUUCUCGCGGUUGUUUCCUCUUCUAUGGAAAUCACGUUUUUGUCAGCUCAACUAAGAACUCUCAUUGGUACUUUGGGUCUACCCACUUCAAGUCCUUGUGACGCAGCUCUUUUAUCUUCUGAUGUCGUUGACGACAAAUGCUACCUUUCUGUAGUUCGCGAAAACGGUGAAACUUUCACUCUUUUUAUCAGUAACUGGGCACAACUAAUUAGCGCUACUAAGGAAACGUUGUUGGAACAUUGCGCGUCUCUCACCAAUGCGGCAACUUCCAUAGCGUGCAGUAAAUAUCCACCGAAGAAUAUCGUAAGCGUUGGAGAUUAUGUAAUUCUGGCUGCCCAGGAAAGGUGUCCUCUUCAAAUAUGUGUGGCGUCAAGUGUAAACUUUAAUUCUUUGGGUGAAAAUGAUGAUACUGCGGAAACUUACGUAAGAGUUCGUCGCUGCUCCAAUGGCCGCUUCCUCGUAAGCCUAACUAUGGGAGGACUUUUUGUUUUUACUGACCUAUGGACUUUCGCUAAAGUCCUUGAAAAAAACAUUCGAACGAACGCAAACGAAUUAUUUCACGACUUUAUGUUCGUCGAAAAGCCAGGAAUCGGUCCAAAGGUUGGGACAAUUGCGACUAUUGUUCAGUGUGGAGGUCACGUUGAGAUGCAAGUUCGCUCUAUGAAGACUCUAGAGGUCACGUAUCGUGUUGCAGUUACUCAAGAAACGACACUGGUACCAGUAUCAGAGACUGCCGAUCGUGUCAUUUUAAUGGUGGAACCCUUUACAGGCAAAAACUUAGCGGAAGGGGAUGCUGUGAAAGUACGCGAAAUAGUUGAAUCUCAACCUGAGAUGAAGUUACAAAGGUUGAUUAGUAGAAAUCAACUGGAUCAAGCGGAGCAAUUCGCAAAUCAAUUUGGUUUAAAUGUUCAGAAGGUUCAUGUUGCACGAAUGAAUUAUCUGUUUUCACAAGCAACAGUUAAUGACUCAGACGAGGAUUUCACGAAGUUGAUGAAGUCGUUUGAAGCCGUGAAAGACCAUAAUUUGGUUGGCGAGACCUGUUUUAAUGGAGCGAUAACAUUCGAUAAAUAUGACAAAAUAAUCAGUCUGCUUGCUUACGCAAAGAAAAGAGCAAUUACCGAUUCGGAAACAAUUGAUCGACUGGCUCAAGCAUCGUUUAUUUUCGCUACUUAUCGCCUGACGAUGGGUCCAGAAAAUGCACACUAUGAUGCCGGAUCUUUAUGGCAGAACUUUGUGGCUGGAGUGCAAGGAGAAGGAGAAUGGUGCGAGUUGUUCUUCGACAUGCUUAGAGCUGGCUUGAUAAAGGAAGCACGAAUUCUGUGGAAUCGGCAUAUCGUCUACAUCGCACGAUGUUUCAAUGGUGUGGAGAAUGAGGAGAUUUCACAUGCAAAUAUGAAGGAUUUCUUUGAGAUUUUACGAGGUGCCAUACUAAAAAAUUUGAGUGUAUGGCGCGAUGCAGUCGCUUUCCUGGAGUUUGACUUCGUUCCCAUCUGUUUGCCGAAGAUGUCCAAAGAGAUGUGCCCUUUACUUGUCGACUUCUUGAUAGACCUAGCACGUGAUCUGGAGAACCUGGACGCGGAAAACUUCCCACUGAAUGCUCUUCACGUAACUUCAGCAUUCGAGCGCGUCUUAGUGAAACAAGUAGAUGAAACUAUAACCGCUACGCGCCAGCUUCGGUCUGAUGCGCUUGGGAAAGUAUCUAGGUUGACAGAGCUUGAUUCCUAUGCAGAAAAUCUGAAGGAGAUAUAUAGACUCAAAACUGUGUACGAUUGCCCGCUCAGCUAUAACACUUUCGUGCUGCUGAAUUGUGAGCAAAUAUGCCAUCAAAUUCUUCAACAGUCUGUGCAAAAUCCAAAUUUUAUGAAGAAGAACGUUGAGAGAUACGCGAGGCAAUAUAUGGCAGAACACAAUCUAGAGCCAGACGAAACGCUCUACCGUUAUGUCGAGGCAGAAUCUUCACGUUCAAGAAAUCUGAUUGGCCGAUCGAGUGCAUGGCAUGACCAGUGCCUAUUAGUCAGCGAAACUAUCGAAAAUCUAUCGAUAAGAUGUAAGGCUGUUUGCAUCAUCGCGAAAGGUGCUCACCCGCCAUGGAGCAGACGCUUAUCAGAAACUGUCCAGUUGGUGCUAAAGAAUCCACAAGUUGAUAUGGACAUUAAGAAAUCGUUGGAAGCGAUCUGUCGUACUGCAGAAAUGGGUAAAAUUUUAAUGUCAUACUCAACUGCUCUCGGCAUGCUGGAUUCAGUCCUAGUUUCUGAGUAUAAUUUCAUCAAGUUUGUUCGAUUUAUGUUCACACAUGACAGAUAUAGCAUUGCUCAACGUUUGGUGGAUGCUGUUAAGAUGGUAGAAACCUACUGUCAAGUAUUUGAAAAACAUUCUCCUUUUGUUUCACUCGUGCGGACUUACGUUUUAUAUGCUGAGUACUUACAUGAGGCUGUAGUAGAAGAACUUACACUAUUACAAUUUUUGGAGGAAGUACGAGUUGAAAAGGGAGAGCACUUCCUUGGUGACGUGGCUUCGCUGUUGAUUGACGAUUGGGUGCGCGAAAUUGAUAGUGGCGUCCAAAUUUGGACCGAGCCCUCUUUAUCUCGUCGCAUGGACCUUUUAAUAACUGCAAAAAGUGUGAUCCUAAGGUACAUAGGUAACGAUAAGCGUUAUAUAGAAAUAUAUGAAAAUCUGUGUUCGAUUCAGAAACUGCAGGAGACAUACAGCAUGUAUGUCAUAACACCUCAGCUGGAAAACAGAGAAUGGCGAGAUGCUGCGCUGAGAAACUUCAUUGUUAGAGAGGAGCGUUCUCUACUUGAAGUUAUUGUCUUUUCGGGGAUACUUAGAAUGUCACGUGAUGAAGCCAGUCGAUUGUCUAUCAAACUUGCUAUCGAUUCGGGUAAUUCGAUGGGUACCCUUACAAUUGUUAGGGAUGCACUUCGCUCCAUUCCGGACGUGUCACCGGCUCUUGCAGAAGCAUGUGUUCAUGGGUGCGAGUUUGUGCUCUGGCGCUUGAAAGAAACCCUCGGAAACGGCUCGGAUUCAGUCCCAGAACCGGAAAUGAUCGAUCAGUCAGUUGACUCUGUUUUCAUUCUUUCGCGAGUGCUUCGCAUUCUCGAACCAGCCACCGCCCAUUCUUUGAGUUUGCAGGAGUCUGUUGCGAUGAUGCACGGAUACACAAACAUAUUCAUUCAAUUGGUAAAUCAAUGUAUGCUGGAUGACUCCACGAGCGACUCAUCCAGUGGAAAGGAGCAUUCGAAGUACGAAGAAGUCGUCGGUGCUGAGAACCGUAUCUAUGGUGUGCGUCGUCGCGUAGGCGUUUACCAGAUGCGAAGUGAGGGACCGCUAUUUUCACGUAUGGAAGCGAUUGGUAACGUAGCAGCUGUAGCUCAAAGUGCUGUCCGAAGUGAUGUGCUGGAUGGAGCUACGAGAGCAAAAAUAUUUGCGGAACAAGCUGUAAAAUGGUGCGAUCUGUUCAAUUUCUUAUCGCUUUCGAACCAGGACUUGCUCGAGUUUCAGGCCAGAAUAUAUGCGGCAGCCCUACCCUGUUUCACAAACGGUAAUGGCGAGGAGCUGGGACGAGAUUGUGGACUUAAGGGCCCCGUCAAAAAUGUCUGUCUUCGAGCCCUGCAAGCUCAUCCUUGUGAUCUUUGGACACCAUGCACUCUUCUUUCGUCUCUGUCACCUCAAACUGUUGAAGAAGUAGUGUUGGAAUUGCGCAAUGUUCUAUCGAAUAGGAAAUCUCCUCAAACCAUGAUUAACUUUUUACGUACAGUUCAGUUUGCUAUGAUUCUCACUGGGAACAGUGCUCCGGCUAAAAUGUUGACGGACACCUUCAUCAAGACCCUGUGGGCUAAGAGGCUCGGCAAGGCUGGUCUCUCACCGAUCUUGCCUCGCAAAACGAUCGACACUGCGAUAAGCGAUUUUGCGAAGCAUAAAAUGGAUCCGAGUAUAGUUGUUGAAUACGUGGACGAAUUUUGUGGUCUACACCAGCUGCAGAACCAGUUGCUCAACUAUGCCAUAGAGUUGGUUCAGUUAGCGUCCGCUUGUAAGGAAUUGCCUGAAAUCAAUUCAUUCCUUGAAGUUGCCCAUCAAGCGUUAAAGGUGAACGAAGUACCGAUCGUUGCGGAUAAGGCAUUCGAAGCCUUUCGUGAUAUUUUAUACACUCUUUCUCCAUAUAACUAUCAGGUUCUUUUCUUCAUUAUUUGUCAUUUAAAGUCAAUUUCAAAUGGCAAAGAGAACGUGGCCUUUGUUUAUGGAUGUUCCUCGAUACUUGACUUCCUUAUGGAGACUGAGCGCAAGAAUCCUGUCAGCAAAACAGAACUUGUUUGGUACACCGGUCGUGAGAAGCAACUAGUCAACGACAGGAGGGAUCAGAAUAUUGAGAAUUUUGGUGCCUACUGCAGGUGUUUCUUUGAGCAAGGAAUGCGGCAGUGUUCAAGCAACAACACCACAACGUCGUUCAACGAAGGAAAUGAAGAAGGAAAUCUUUAUGAACGUGAUGUGCUUGUUAUUGCCAUGCCACCAGAGGCUAAACAACGUUUGCCAUUCCAUCCAUUCCUUUACUUGGCUGCUGGCGAUAUGGAGAAGUUCUUGUUACCAAUUGUUGAGAAAGAACUUGACAUUUACAACGUCCUUCGUUGGCAAGCUGUACUGCGGAGUGUGGCCUGGUUAAAGACAUCACCUCACUUCUCUCGAUCACGCUUGCUAUCAGUUGCAGUUGGCAGAAUCAGUGCAGAUGUGAUUUCUAAGGGCCAAGAUCUUUCUUCUGUUGAGGAGAGUAAUAUUCGAAAUCUUCUCAUGCAGACGACAUCACGUAAUGCUGUUGUUAGCUGCGUUGCAAUGUGCUUCAAAAAGUUACCAUUGUGUGAAACAAAGAUUCGACUCAUGGAGAUGGGUAGAGACGUAGCACAACACUGGCUGUCGACUCCCAACAUUGAACCUGCUAUGGACACCGCCGAACGCUUGGCUAUUGAGGACCAGGUAAACCGCUUGAACAUGGCUAUCGAAAAGUACAACACGGAAUUGAUUCUGAAAAAAUCAGGGUUGUACAAUGAAAAAACUUGUGAUCUUAUUGAAUCUCCUGCUGAUUUGAUUGGACAUAUUUACACGAACUGCAUAGAUUGGAAAUCAGCUAAAGACCGCGAAGAGAAAAUAGCUGUGGUCGAACAGCUUGCCAGGGCCAACCAUCUCAGAAAUUUGUCGCAAAUCCAGGAAGACCUAGUCAUGGGUUGGUUGAUAGCAGACAAAGUUGACGACGCCUAUGCAGUAGAUCCAAAUGAUACUAUGGGAAAUGUUGGUCUUGAUUUGGGUAUGUGUGGCAGCGACGAGAAUGAGGUGUUUCUACUACCAUUCUUCGAUGUAGCUGUAGAUAAGAUUGUUCAUGUCUUGAAGUUGAUCAAUAUGGAUAAGAUCAUGGUCGACUUAAUCACCUACUUAAGAAGGGAUGCAUCUACAGUUGCUGGAGGAUUCAGAACUAUUGUGAGAGCAGCUUGCGUCUUGUUACGUGCUUACACAAACACACAGUUAAAGAAGGCAAACUAUGAUCAAGUGAAAAUUUGCGUUGAUUUGGAUGCAGUCUUGUACGGUCGAUUGCUGGAUCUAGCUCAUGUUGAUAUUCCUCUAGACACUUUCCGUAGACAGGAGAAAUCUGUAGUUGUUCGUGGGCUUGUGACCCCAGGAGUACGAUGGACACCUCAGCUUGCCUUCUUGAUUGCUUCGCUAAUUGUGGAUAAUGAGAUUGCUGACAAAUCUGUGGUGGAGAUGGUUUUAAACCGCCUACAAGCUGCUCAGAAACGAGAAAUGUUCGUCACAUUGUUGACGUUCUGUCGACAAGAGAAGAAACUUCAUCGUACAAAAAAUUUGGCCAUGUUGUGGGCUCGAGCUGUCGAUUGGUCUCUUGGUAACAUAGAAAAUGUGACUGGAGAAAUGCGAGACAAAUUUGAGAAUUGGUUCUAUUUCGCUGUAUCCUGUCCGGUAGAAGGAGGACGGGGAUUUGAUUCGAUUAAGAGUGCCUUGCGGGCCCGGAACUACGUCGUGGCUGCUUAUCUUAUUGGUAUUGUAGGGUCGUUUACGCAGAAGUGCUCGACACUUGACUACACAACUGUGAAUCCGCAGCAGGAGUUAGUGUUCAACUGGACAAAUACAGCGAUUAAUGAUGCUUUUCCUAAAACUUUCUCCAUUUUUGCAACUCCAUCAUGUUAUCUUACUACGGGACAGGAACGAGAGAUUAAGCUAUGGUCUCCUUAUCUGACCAAAAAUAAGAAGGUAGCUAUACUAAGAGGAGAAGCUUUCGUUCAUCCUUUUCCGGUAUUGCAUGGAGAUAUGGGUAAACUGACGAUUAUCACAACAAUUGUGUUCUUCAUAUUCCUCCCAUCAUCUGCGUUGGAUAAUGGAUUGGCUAGGACACCGCCAAUGGGUUGGAUGUCGUGGACGGUUUUUCGAUGCCAACUGAACUGCACAACAUAUCCAGAUGCAUGUAUCAAUGAGCACCUAUAUCAAGAAAUGGCAGACAGGCUCGUAUCCGACGGUUAUCGAGACGUAGGCUAUGAUCAUAUUCAUGUUGACGACUGCUGGAUGGCCCGUAUUCGCGAUUCGAAUGGUCGACUUGUUGCUGAUCCCCUCCGCUUUCCCUCCGGAAUGAAAGCGCUCGCACAAUAUGUGAGUCUUGUGUGGCUGUAG